This is a messenger RNA of Nothobranchius furzeri (turquoise killifish), 1109 nucleotides long. RefSeq names its product protein C19orf12 homolog. The record is from RefSeq and is a predicted model, not a curated record. NCBI's taxonomy places the organism in Eukaryota, Metazoa, Chordata, Actinopteri, Cyprinodontiformes, Nothobranchiidae.
AAAUAACGGGCUGUGCUCGGAGCUCUGGCAAGAUCCAGACCUCCGUUACCGGUCUGAACCUUUUCUCUUUGCUGUUCAAAGGGUUAUUUGAACUUAUUUCACUAAGAUCUAAUGUGAAAUGACGUGUGGGCUGACUGCUGCUGCUCUGAGGUUUAAACAUAAGUGAAAGAGAAACCAGCUGAGGAGACAGUUCUGUUCGCGAUGACCCUGGACGUGAACGUGGUGUGUACGAGGUCUGCUGCUUGUGCCCUUUUUUCUCUCUCAGCACUGGGAUGGCGCCAAGGAUGGAUGAUGUGGUCCGCCUGUGCUGUGAGAUCUCCGCCCAUGGUCAGAUGAAGGUGGCUGUGAAGAACUCCACCAAAGGAGCGAUGGUGGCUGGGGGCACCGCCUUCGUAGGCGGGCUGCUGGGUGGGCCUGCAGGCAUUGCUGUUGGUGGAGCCGUGGGCGGCCUGCUGGGGGCCUGGAUGACCAGCGGUCAGUUCAGGCCUUUGCCACAGAUCCUGAUGGAGUUGCCUGUUGACCAGAAACAGAAGCUCUAUGAUGACGUGGCUCGUGUGCUCGACAGCCUGGACUGGAUGGAUGCGGCCCAGCUCAUAGCCCUGGUGAUGGGCAACGCCACGCUGCAGCAGCAGGUCACCUGUGCCCUGCUUAAUUACGUCACACAGGAACUCAGAGCUGAGGUGCGUUACCAUGACUGAGUCAUGGUUCUACAUGGACUCGGCUGGGCCUUUAGACUCAACACAAGAAGUUGCAUAUUUAUCUCAGCGCACAUUUUCUACAGGAAAAAUGUUUUUUUUUUUAUGGGUAAAUUCAUCACAAUGUGGACAAGAUCAUCCCUCAGGAAUGCGUUAUUCCUAUAAGACUCCCCGUCUCCACAGCAGGAUGUUUUAUGGUAAUUGGGGUGUCUUGACUGUUUAUGCAUUCUUAAAUGUUAUUUUAAAAUAAUGUUUACAUGUAUGAUAAAAGUCCAGGACCCAGAGCGCUCCACCCACUAGAGGGCAGUAAAAUCAACAUUAGUUUUUAAAGAAACAGCUGCUCAUUCUGCUUUUGUUUUCAGGCUUUUUUGUUUGUAAAACAUAUCACUGCAUAAUAAAACAUUCGUAACUGAA